Messenger RNA from Heterobilharzia americana, 3240 nucleotides. The record is from the annotation of a GenBank genome assembly. NCBI's taxonomy places the organism in Eukaryota, Metazoa, Platyhelminthes, Trematoda, Strigeidida, Schistosomatidae.
AUGGACUCGGAGUUUGCUUGGGGAACUUCUACGUAUACAUCUACUAGUCCAGAUCUUUAUUUCCGAGAUGGUAAGCGCAGAACUGAUUAUGUUCUUGCCUACCGUUUUUCUACAAAACCCAUGGACCAAAAUAGGCGGUAUCUAUUUCUCAAUGAGCUGGCAAAGCAGAAAAUAGAAAUUGAGGUGGAAGAUUGUAAUGGUCGUCUGCUGGGAGCUACUUCAGUUUCAGCUGAAGAUCCUUCCUCUUCGCCAAUCCAAGUAACAGUAAUGCCAAAGGUAGAUGUUAGUGCACCGCCACUUACAGAACAGCCGCCAGUACCUUCAGAUCAUAUGCCAUCCAAUAAUUAUACAGAGUCAGAUAAACCAACAGAUACAAGUCCACCGUCUUCAAUGGAGCGUUAUCGUCACAAAGCUUUAGAUGAUGAUGAAAUUUUGUUGACACCUGAUAAUCUAGUUUUUGUUAAGCUGCAUGCUUCAUGGGAGGCAAUGAUAUAUUAUGCAGAAUAUCUGAAGAUGCGAAAACCGCUUCGUCAACUAGCCUAUGGUUUGAAAUUCGAAUGCCCAAAAUCCAAACCUUCUCUUUCAAAAGACUGUUUCAAUUGCUUACAAAUUGAUGAAGAUAUCAUCAAACCGAUCCGCUCGUGUUAUACUUGGCCAUUUUCAAUGAAUAGGCAAUACUUAUUUGAUAUACCAGAAAAUAGAGAUGAAUUUUUCACUCCAGUUGAACGAGCUCUUGUUUUGGAUUAUAUUCUUCGUCGAACAGGCUAUCGAUCAGAGGAUUUAGUGAAUACAGAUGAAUUAUAUAAUCCAAGUGCUAGUGAUGCUAUGAUCAGUACUAACCAAGAGGAUGAAUCUGGAGGAUGUUCGAAUACCGCUAACGCGUGUUAUGCAAUAGCUGCAAAAAAUCUAGGGAUUACUAAAUUGAUUUCUGAUGGAAUAUUUCUAGCUGCUUAUCCAUUACAUGAACCCGCUGGCAAUACUGUCUCAUCAGCUGAAUUCAAUAAUCGAGUUUUAUUACAACGUUAUUGGGCGUCAUACAAAAUGUUGUUCAAAUGUCAACCCAUCAGUUAUAUCCGGCAUUAUUUCGGUGAAGCUGUAGCCUUCUAUUUUGCCUGGCUUGGUUUCUACACUGCAUGGUUGCUACCGAUUGCGAUUCUCGGGAUUUUCGUUUUCCUUUUUGGAUUAAUUGAUUUGAAGAAUGAUUCCAUCAUACAUGAAGUCUGUAAUCUUGGCCAUAGUGUGCUCAUGUGUCCACUGUGUAAAUCCUCCAAGUGUAAGUUUUGGACACUGGAUACAUCUUGUUUACGUACCAAGUUGAUGCGGCUAGUGGAUCAUGAAGGAACAGUUGUAUUUGCCGUUGUUAUGUCUCUCUGGGCUGUUAUAUUUUUCGAGAUGUGGAAGCGUAAACAAGUCUCAUUAGCUUAUCAAUGGAAUGUGAGCUCAUUAGAACCAAUGGACCAACCGCCUAGGCCAGAAUUUAUGGCGCUACUCAAUAAAAGAUGUCCUCGAAGAAUUAAUCCUAUGACUGGUUACAUGGAACCAUUUAUUCCAUUCUGGAGGCGUAAAAUACCAGUCAUCUUAAUCAGUUACUCUACUGUUCUGCUAGCUGUUAUGCUUACAUUAGCUUUCCUUGUUAGUGUAGUUCUAUACAAGUUGGUUAUUAAAGCCAUAUUAUAUCGUCAUCAUAAUCCAAUGCUACAAAGUACUGCUGGUAUGAUUGCUACAAUGACAGGAUCAUGUAUAAAUUUAGUUGUUAUCUUUAUUAUGAAAUUGAUUUAUGAUCGUAUGGCAACCAAGUUGACUGAUAUAGAAAAUCAUCGUACACAAGUGGAGUAUGAUAAUAGUUUAACACUGAAAUUAUAUCUAUUACAAUUUGUUAAUUACUAUUCGUCAAUAUUUUACAUUGCAUUUAUACAAGGAACAACUUCAGCUGUCCCUGGUACUGAACAUAUAUUGAUUCAGUCAACUGGAUGUGAUCAAGUAAUCAUUAUGGUUGGCAAACAAGUAUUUGGUUUUAUACAAGAGUCUUUAAUGCCUGUUCUAUGGAAAUUAUUCUUCAAAUUCCGUUCAAUGAAACGUCGAAAUAAAUAUUCUGCUACUAUCAGCAACACUAAUACUGCUACCACCGAUGAUGCUAUUUGCAAUGGUCAAAAUUCUUUUGCGCCUAAUCUCACCACAACAAAAUCUAGUGUAAUAAGUAGACGAAAUAUUCUUUGUCGUUCUGACUACUAUAUGCUAGAUCCUGGAUCUAGGCCAUUAUUCAACGAGUAUUUAGAAAUGAUGAUUCAAUAUGGAUUUAUUACAAUGUUUGUUCCUGCAUUUCCACUCGCUCCAUUAUUUGGUCUAUUAAACAAUCUGUUUGAAAUUCGUGGUGAUGCUAAAAAGUUGGUCAAUCAAUAUCGUCGUCCAGUUUUGGAAAGAGUUCAAACAAUAGGUAUAUGGCUAACAAUUAUCACCGUUCUUGCAAAUAUUGCUAUUCGAACCAAUGCCUGCAUUAUUGCAUUUACUACACAAUUUAUUGAUCGAUGCGUAUAUCAACAUUCUUACAGUCCAGAUGGAAGCAUGAAAGGUUUUGUGAAUUUCACUCUUUCCUAUAUGUCAACAAAUCGUUUUAAUAUCCCAACUAAUGAAACUUAUUGCAGAUAUGAUGCCUAUCGUUCUGCACCGUGGUCUGUAGAGCCUUAUGUUCUCACUGCAGUAUAUUAUCAUGUUUUAGCAGCUAAAUUUAUUUUCGUUUUUGCUUUUGAAACUAUUGCAACGAUUCUAACUAAUUUAAUUAUGGCAGCAGUACCAGAUGUUCCCAAGCAUAUCAAACGAGAAAUGUACCAUGAAGCGAAUAUUACAAAUGCAAUCAUUUUAAACGCAGAAGUUGGCAAUCAACAGUAUAAUAAAACAAUUACUAAAGAUAUCAACUUUAAAAAAAUUAUCAUGUUAAGAAAUUUGCAAGAUAGACUUCAAACACUACGAAAUACUGAUAACGAUAACACUAUCGACUGCACUGAAGAGAAUGCAACUGAGUUAUCUUCUGGAAAUAUCCCCUCAUUCAGUCGAUCGAUCAGUACUAAUCUGGGACCUACUGUCUAUACAUUUCACAGUUAUGAAUUGCCACCAACAUGUGUCCAAGUGACAACACCCUUAACACCAUACCCUUUGACUGAUUCAUCAAAUAACGCACCACAAAUUGGAUUCAGUCAUUUUCACGCUAAUGAUGAUAGUAACAAUAAUAAUGAUAGAUAUUAA